ACAGGAACUUGGGUAACUGCUCGCUCCGCAAUCAUUCAUCUCUUUUAUUUUCUCUCGAUUCUCUCUACGAAGCCUUCCCGUCUUUAGAUCAGAGAACCGGAGAGACCCUCACGCAGAGCGAGACGAUGGUCGAAACCCGGCGGAGCUCUUCCUCCUCCAAGCGCCCCAUCUCGGGGCCCCAAGCCUCGCUUCCUUCAUCCCAUAAGCGAUCUAAGGCAUCUGAGCCGGCGUUCUUUUCCAACAGCGAUUCUUCAGUUUCGGCGCCGCCGAUUGAAGCCCUAAACCCGAACAACGAACCUGAGUCGGAUGUCAGGGGGCCUGAGCCGCAAUCGUCUGAUCCCCGUGUUACUGAUGUGGCUGGGUCUGAGAAGAGUGCCGAUGCUGUUGUCGAGGAGGAUGCCUUGGUGACGCCUGGAGCUCAAGGUGAGGCUGCUGUGGAUGCGGUGAAAUCAGUGCCGGUUGGUGCAGGGUUUAAUGGACGUGGCAAGAAGAGGUCUGCGAAGCAAGCGAAAUUGAGUUCUAAAGUUCCAUGGGGGAGGCUUGUUCCCCAGUGCUCGCAGAAUCUUCACUUGAAUAUGUUUGCGAACACUUUCACUGUUGGUAAUAACCGUCAGUGUGAUUUAUGGCUUAAAGAUCCAAGUAUCAGCAAUAUUUUGUGUAAAGUGAAGCACAUUGAGCGUGAUGGUUCAUCUGUAGCUGUACUGGAUAUCAUUGGCGGCAAGGGUUCUGUGCAGGUGAAUGGAAAGAUUUUCCGUAAAAAUAGUAGUAUACUUCUAAGUGGAGGAGAUCACUUGGUUUUCAGCAGUACCAGCGAUUAUGCUUAUAUUUUCAUGGAGCUCACCAACAAUAAAUUAGGUGGUCCCAGCAUGCCUUCUUCAGUAAGUGUUUUAGAAGCCCAGACUGAUCCAAUGAAAGGGAUUAUUGAAGCAAGAUCAGGGGACCCAUCUGCUGUUGCAGGAGCAACAAUUUUAGCAUCAAUCAAGGAGAAUCCAGAUGUGCCCACUAUACCUUCUGGAUGUGAUGUUUCAGAUGAUUGUAUUCCAGAAGUUGAUAUGAAGGAUAGUGUCAGUAACAAUGACGCAUCUGGUGCUUCUUCAAGGGAGAACACCAUUGCCCCACCAUCUGACGCUGCCAAUGAAAACCAAAACCAUGACGGGCUUGGAUUGGAUGAUAGCAUGGAUGCUGAAAAUGGGAAGCUUCCUGGUGCCGCAUACCAAUUAAAGCCGCUCUUGCAGAUUCUUGCAGGUUCAUCUUCUUCUGAUUUUGAUUUAGGUGGCAUUGCUAAAAUUCUUGAUGACCCAAGGGCAGGACUCCUUAGGGAUUUUGAACGUCCAACAGCUUUGACAUCAACCAGGAAGCAAGCAUAUAAAGAUAGUUUACAAGAAGGAAUUCUCAAUCCCGAAAAUAUAGAAGUCUCAUUUGAAAAUUUCCCAUAUUACUUAAGUGAGACAACAAAGAAUGUUUUGAUAUCUUCCACUUAUGUGCAUUUGAAGUGUAAUAAAUUUGCAAAGUAUGCAUCAAAUCUUCCUACGAUGUCCCCUCGCAUAUUACUUUCUGGUCCUGCAGGGUCAGAAAUAUAUCAGGAGACAUUGGCAAGGGCACUUGCCAAAUAUUUUGGUGCUAGAUUGCUGAUUGUUGAAUCUCUUCUAUUGCCUGGAGGAUCAACCACAAAAGAUGCUGAUCCUCUGAAAGAAUCUGCAAGGCCUGAGAGAGCUUCUGUGUAUGCCAAGCGUUUAGCACAAACUGCUGCAUUACAGCACAAGAAACCAACUUCCAGUGUUGAGGGGGAUAUAAGGGGUGGUUCUACACUGAGUUCCCAACCCCUUCCAAAGCAGGAAGCAUCUACAGCAACAUCAAAGAACCAAACUUUCAAAAAAGGUGAUAGAGUCAAGUUUAUUGGUCCCUCUACCUCUGGACUCCCCUCUUUUCAACCAAUGAGUAGGGGACCAAAUAUUGGGUUUAGGGGCAAAGUAGUUACUUUUGAAGAAAACGAUUCCUCAAAAGUCGGGGUUAGAUUUGAUAGAUCUAUACCUGAAGGCUGUAACCUUGGUGGCCAUUGUGAAGAUGAUCGUGGGUUCUAUUGUCCUGCUAGUUCUCUUUGCUUGGAUAGUUCUGGAAGCGAUGACUUUGACAAGAUUGUUGUUAAUGAACUCUUUGAGGUUGCAUUGAAUGAAAGUAAAAACAGUCCCUUAAUAUUGUUUCUAAAAGACAUAGAGAAAUGUAUGCUGGGAAGUCAUGAUGUGUAUAUUGCCUUAAAGAGUAAGAUUGAUAAUUUGCCUACAAAUAUUGUUGUAAUCGGCUCCCAUACUCAGAUGGAUAAUCGUAAAGAAAAGUCACAUCCUGGUGGUCUUUUGUUUACGAAGUUUGGAGCCAACCAGACUGCUUUACUUGAUCUUUCUUUUCCGGAUAAUUUUGGUAGACUGCAUGAUAGGAGCAAAGAAAUGCCCAAAACAAUGAAACAAAUUACUCGUCUUUUCCCCAACAAAGUAGCAAUACAGUUGCCUCAGGACGAAGUUUUACUUUCGGACUGGAAACAGCAUUUGGAGCGUGAUAUGGAAACACUUAAAGCACAAUCAAACGUUGUCAGCAUUCGCUCAGUUCUCAACAGAAAUGGUCUGGACUGCCCUGACCUUGAAGCUUUGUGUUUGAAAGAUCAAACUCUUACUGCUGAGAAUGUGGAGAAAGUAGUUGGAUGGGCACUAAGUCACCACUUCAUGCAUUCUUCAGAACCGUUGAAAGAUGCUAAACUUGUUAUUUCUACUGAAAGCAUUAAGUAUGGGCUGAACAUUUUGCAAGGCAUGCAAAGUGAAACCAAGAGCUUGAAGAAAUCACUGAAGGAUGUGAUCACUGAGAAUGAGUUUGAGAAGAAACUUCUUGCUGAUGUUAUACCACCAAGUGAUAUUGGAGUCAGUUUCGAUGAUAUUGGAGCCUUAGAAAAUGUGAAAGAUACCUUGAAGGAAUUAGUGAUGCUUCCUCUUCAGAGGCCUGAAUUAUUCUGCAAAGGACAGUUAACAAAGCCCUGCAAAGGAAUAUUACUCUUUGGCCCCCCCGGUACUGGAAAAACAAUGCUAGCCAAGGCUGUUGCAACUGAGGCUGGUGCAAACUUCAUUAACAUAUCUAUGUCCAGCAUCACUUCAAAGUGGUUUGGUGAAGGAGAGAAGUAUGUCAAAGCUGUUUUCUCUUUGGCCAGUAAAAUUGCGCCAAGUGUUGUUUUUGUUGAUGAGGUUGAUAGCAUGUUAGGACGACGGGAAAAUCCUGGUGAACAUGAGGCCAUGCGUAAAAUGAAGAAUGAAUUUAUGGUGAAUUGGGAUGGUCUACGAACAAAGGACAAGGAACGAGUGCUGGUUCUUGCUGCUACAAAUCGGCCUUUUGACCUUGAUGAGGCAGUUAUCAGGAGGCUUCCUCGAAGAUUGAUGGUUAAUUUGCCAGAUGCUCCAAACAGAGAGAAGAUUCUGAGAGUUAUCCUGUCUAAAGAGGAACUGUCUCCUGAUGCUGAUUUGGAAGCUGUUGCAAAUAUGACUGAUGGGUACUCGGGUAGUGAUCUAAAGAAUCUGUGUGUUACUGCUGCUUAUUGUCCGAUAAGAGAAAUUUUGGAGAAGGAAAAGAAGGAGAAAGCAUCAGCAUUAGCUGAGAAUAGAUCUUUGCCUUCCUUACAUAGCAGUUCCGAUGUUCGUCCUCUAAAGAUGGAUGAUUUUAGAUUUGCACACGAGCAGGUAUGUGCAAGUGUGUCGUCGGAGUCUGCAAAUAUGAAUGAGCUUCUCCAAUGGAAUGAACUAUAUGGAGAAGGUGGAUCAAGAAAGAAGAAAUCUCUGAGCUACUUCAUGUAAGAGGAGGAGUUACCUUGUGUAUAGCCUGCCAUAUUCCUUUUUCAGUUCAUUCAUGGUUGCCACUACAAAAAGUGGCCAAGAAAAAUGAUGAGAGACCUCCUCAUGGAAUUCCAUUGCAGGUCCCAACUCUCCCAACUCUCUUGUAUUUAUAUAUAUAGGUUUUCCUUAAUUCUUUUUUUUUUUUUUUAACAUUUCUGUUAGGAUUUUUACAAUUUAAUCGGGCAGUUUACUUAAUUU
Molecule: messenger RNA, 4064 nt
Organism: Rubroshorea leprosula
Lineage: Eukaryota; Viridiplantae; Streptophyta; Magnoliopsida; Malvales; Dipterocarpaceae
Source: the annotation of a GenBank genome assembly